Molecule: messenger RNA, 1307 nt
Organism: Spinacia oleracea (spinach)
Lineage: Eukaryota; Viridiplantae; Streptophyta; Magnoliopsida; Caryophyllales; Amaranthaceae
Exons: 4
Coding region: 190-1029 (279 amino acids)
Source: RefSeq, a predicted model, not a curated record
UGCCUCCCUUCCUCCCCGUAUGACUUCGCCCUCUCACUACCCACUACUUCCAUAUUCUCCUCCUACUCCAAACUCUGUCUCCUCUCUGUCACUGUUUUUCUCUCUCCUCUCAUCAUCAUCAUCUGCUUGUCACGUCUUCUGUACUUCUCCUCUUUCCCUUUCUCUCUCUUAAAUAUAUUGUGUCAGAACAUGGGAUCAUGUGUAUCAUCCUUGCACAAAAAUUCUGGGUCGUCUUCAAAAAUUGAUCAAUUUUCUACAGAAAAAUCUUCGAUGCCACCAACACCCAUCAAAGAUACUAUUAAACCCACUAAUGUUGACCCUCCGAUUAUCUCGUUUAAUCACAAGUCUCGGAUUUCUCCUUUCAACUCCAUUUCCAGUUAUCGUAGUUUUGGGGGCAGCAAAGACGAAGCCUUUUUCGACACCCAAGGUUGGCUAGACUCAGAUUGUGAUGAUGAUUUUCACAGCGUGAAUGGAGAUUUCACUCCUUCUCGUAGCAAUACUCCUGUAGCAGGAACUCCUCGACUUAGCAGAGUAUUCUCUCCACAAGUUAGUAGAGCUAUUUUUGAAGGCAAACCACAUAUACGCAGUGCAUCAAACCAAUCAAGAGGAAGUCCUUCAGUUCGCCGGAGCUUUUCAUCUAUCCCUCAAGCAACUGAAUCCUUUUCUGAAGACUUGGAUGGUCUUAAUUCAGCUUCAUCCUCGACAACCACCUCAACAAGUACCUCAACAACAAAGAGCAAGAAACUCCUUGAUCUUUUCAAAGAAAGCAUGAGAGAGCGCGGUGAUGUAGGACUAACUUCUCCAUUUUCAGAUUUGCCACGAACUUCAACAAGUAGAGCCCCAUCUGGGUUACGCUAUGUUUCUAGCAGUGAUAACGCGAUUCCUGCUGAUGAACGUGUGCCUGUAAAAGAGAAGUCUGGAAAAUUUUCACAUCACUGCUUUCCAAGAAUGGCCUAUGUUCGUAGCUUUAGCACAAGUAAGAAGAGAUCUAAUAAUCCUCCUAUGUCUACAGAUGAUUUAAAAGCGUAAAAGAGCUAGCAUGCGUUUUCGGAUCGAGCUGUAAUACUCAUUUUGCCAAGUGAUGGAAGAUUUACAUUACUUGUGCAAUCUCCAAAGAUCAAUUUUAAUUAGUACAAUGUACAUAUAAGGGUCAUAUUCAAUAAUGAAGGUACUAAGUUGAUCACUUCAGGCUAUGUAUACUUCUAUUUUCUAUAUACUCCAUAUAUAAUUAAUACCAUGUAAAAAGUGAGGGUGUAUAAGAACAUGUUCCCUAAGAUAUGUUGGACUACCAAGGAUUUUGCAGUAAA